AGCGUGUCCAUGAUGGUGACUCGCAAAACCUCCUGAAUGUUCGUCGUAACCUCAAAUCUGAGACUGACCGAUUGAGAAAAGGAAGGUGUUUGUUUCGCAUAUCCGUGCAUAAACUGAGUGAAUAAAAUGCCGGAGAGCACGAAAGCGGAGACCAAACCGGUCAAAGAGGUGAAGAACGGCAAGGAGGACGAUAAGAAUGAACUGUCGGAAGAAGAUAAGCUUCUACAGGAAGAAUUGACUUUGCUCGUGGAGCGCCUGCAGGAUGCCAACACCAAACUGCACUAUCCUGCCCUGGAAUCCUUGCGUUCGCACAUUCGUGCGUCGACAACGUCGAUGACGAGCGUGCCGAAGCCGUUGAAAUUCAUGCGACCUCACUACGACACUAUGAAGAGCAUACACGAGAGCAUGACCAAUGUCAAAUGUAAGGAAAUGUGCUCGGACAUUAUUUCGGUGCUGGCGAUGACGAUGGGCGAGGGCCGGGAGUGCUUGAAGUAUCGGCUGACGGGCUCGGCACUGGCGAUCGGCGAAUGGGGGCACGAGUACGUCAGGCAUUUGUCGGGAGAACUGGCGGGCGAGUGGGACGAGGAGACAAACGACAACGUCGAAGCGACGAACGAGAAGCUGAUCGCUCUGGUCCAUGAGAUCGUACCGUACAACAUGGCGCACAAUGCGGAAACGGAAGCGUGCGACCUGCUGAUGGAGAUCGAGAGGCUGGACCUGCUGGAGCAGUACGUCGACGAAAGUGCGUAUCAGCGAGUGUGCCUCUAUCUCACGAGCUGCGUGUCGUACGUGGCCGAUCCGGAGAACAGCACCCUCCUUCACGUCGCCUGCAAGUUGUAUCGCAAGUUCGGCCAAUAUCCGCAAGCGAUCAGGCUGGCGAUGCAGCUGAACGAUUUGCCGCUCAUCGAGUCGAUCUUCACGAACUGCCGGGAUGUUUCUGUACAAAAGCAACUGGCUUUCAUGCUGGGUCGCCAGCAAAUCUUCCUGGAGCUACACGAAGCUACGAUAGAGGACGACGAUCUGUUCGAGAUAAUGUCCAACUCUCACUUGAACAAUCACUUCCUGAACCUGGCGCGUGAACUGGACAUAAUGGAGCCGAAGACACCUGAGGACGUCUACAAGUCUCACCUGGAGAACUCGCGGCCGCCGUUCGGCGGCGGCCAGGUCGACUCGGCGCGGCAGAAUCUCGCGGCGAGCUUCGUCAACGGUUUCGUGAACGCCGCGUUCGGCCACGACAAGCUGCUGAUCGAGGACGGCAACAAGUGGCUGUACAAGAACAAGGAGCACGGCAUGCUGAGCGCGACCGCGUCCCUCGGUCUGAUCCUGCUGUGGGACGUCGACGGCGGCCUGACGCCGAUCGACAAGUACCUGUACUCGUCGGAGGACUACAUCAAGUCCGGCGCCUUGCUGGCCUGCGGGAUCGUCAACUGCGGCGUGAGAAACGAAUGCGAUCCCGCCCUGGCUCUGCUCUCCGAUUACGUGUUGCACAGCAGCAACACCAUGCGUAUCGGCGCCAUUGUCGGCCUCGGCAUCGCGUACGCCGGCUCCAACAGGGAGGGCGUGCUGGGUCUGCUGACGCCGGUCCUCAGCGACACCAAGUCGAGCUGGGAAGUGCUGGGUAUGACCGGCCUAGCACUGGGAAUGGUCGCCGCCGGUUCCUGCAACGCCUACGUCACCACGGCGAUUAUGCACACGCUGAUGGACAAGUCGGAAUCCGAUCUCAAGGACACGUACGCGCGAUUCCUGGCGCUCGGUCUCGGGCUGUGCUUCCUGGGCAAGCAGGAGGCGGCGGAAGCGAUCAUAGCGGCCCUGGAGAUCGUUCACGAGCCGUUCAGGUCGAUGUCGACGACGCUGGUGGAGGUGUGCGCGUACGCCGGCACGGGGAACGUCCUCAAGAUCCAGCACCUGCUGCACAUCUGCUCGGAGCACUACGAGACGAGUAACGAGAAGGAGGAGAAGAGCGAUCGUAAAGACAAGGACAAGAAGGAGGAGAAGAAGGAGGAAAAGGAGAAGGAUCUCAGCUCCAGGCAGGCCAUCGCCGUCCUUGGCAUCGCCCUGAUCGCCAUGGGGGAGGAGAUUGGCGCCGAGAUGGCUUACAGGACCUUCGGCCACCUGCUGCGCUACUGCGAGCCCGUGAUCCGCCGCUCGGUGCCGCUCGCCCUGGGCCUCAUCUCGGUGUCGAAUCCGAAGCUGAACAUCCUGGACACGCUGUCCAAGUUUUCGCACGACAGCGACCCCGAAGUGGCGCACAACGCGAUAUUCGCUAUGGGGCUGGUCGGCGCCGGUACGAAUAAUGCGCGUUUGGCCGCCAUGUUGAGACAGCUGGCUCAGUUCCACGCGAAGGAUCCCAACAAUCUCUUCAUGGUGCGCAUCGCACAAGGCUUGACGCAUCUGGGUAAAGGCACGCUCACCCUAUCGCCUUAUCACAGCGACAGACAGCUGCUCAGUCCCGUUGCUCUGGCCGGUCUUCUGUCGACGCUGAUCGGUUUCUUGGACGUGAAAAACAUUAUUCUCGGACGUUCACACUACCUCUUGUACACCCUGGCUGCUGCGAUGCAACCCAGGAUGUUGGUGACAUUCGACGAGGAUCAAAAUCCACUGGCCGUACCGGUGAGAGUCGGACUCGCCGUCGACGUCGUCGGCCAAGCGGGCAAACCGAAGACCAUCACAGGCUUCCAAACGCACACCACACCGGUGCUGUUGGCGUACGGCGAGAGAGCGGAACUCGCUACCGAGGAGUACGUGCCACUGACACCGAUCAUGGAAGGUUUUGUAAUCUUAAGAAAGAAUCCGGACUUUAUACCUUAGUCAUCGUAAAAUAAUCUUGUCGAUCAUCAAUGUACCUCGUACUGAAACUAUAAGAAUAAUAUAAUAAAAGUGUCUCAUUGUCAAUCUUGCGUAUGCGGAAAAAACGCACGACAUCCUCCAUACACACACACACACACACUCACUUCCCUUUUUGUAGGAUCAAAAAAAGACCGCGUCCCACAAUAUUUUCGUUACGUUAGCGCAGAAAGGGAUAAAAGGCAAUAAUAUAUUUAUUUAAUAGUAAAAUGCAGACUUUAAUAAGUAAAAAAUACUGGUACAAUGUAUAAAAUCUCGCUCGGCAUGAUUUUUAUACUAAGUACACGUCGUGAGAGAAAAAAAAAAGAUCGAUAUAAAACGGCUAUUUCACGCUGCAUUCUUAGAGCGAACAGUACAUCGGUGGACGUUAGUUUUCUUUUUUUAUAAGUACCAGAGUCAGGAUGGUGUGUACGCGUGUCUCGCGUAAGUCGUCAUCGCCACUGUCGGCGUAAUUCAAGCCUGCACAACUCGCUGAAUACAGACAACGCACUUGUCUCUAAAAUAGAAGCGUCGCGUACGACGCACGUGGCAGCAAGUGUGUUAAAGAGUAUUAAUUUGAUUGAGUUGUGAGCCGAGUUGCUCGACGGAUCGGCCAGUUGUACAGGCCUGAUAUAAAUUACAUCCUAAUAUUUUCUAUAUUUUGCCGCUAUCUUUUUAACUGAAAAAAAAAUGUAGAAAUGAAAAGAAGUCUAUUACGAUCAUGUUAGUUUGUUAAAAUGUACGUACCGCGCGAAACGCGCAUAAACGAAAGUGUACUGUAUUAUGUCAAUAAAAUACGUUAAUCGUAAAAAAAAA
Molecule: messenger RNA, 3639 nt
Organism: Wasmannia auropunctata (little fire ant)
Lineage: Eukaryota; Metazoa; Arthropoda; Insecta; Hymenoptera; Formicidae
Gene: Rpn1
Product: 26S proteasome non-ATPase regulatory subunit 2
Exons: 4
Coding region: 127-2808 (893 amino acids)
Biological process (GO): proteasome-mediated ubiquitin-dependent protein catabolic process; regulation of protein catabolic process
Cellular component (GO): nucleus; proteasome complex; proteasome regulatory particle, base subcomplex
Molecular function (GO): enzyme regulator activity
Source: RefSeq, a predicted model, not a curated record